AUGAGCAAAGUUGAAGAGGAACAAAAUCAGGAACUUUUGACAGAAGAUCAACUGGUAGUGAGAUGUGUGGAAUGUUUUGAUGUUGACGAGGAAGACGAGGUGGAUGAUAUUCAAUUCGCACAUGCCUUGUUUUUGAGUCAUCAAUGGUUGAGUGAUAGUCUUUCUCUCAUCACACAUUUCGUCAAUUUCUAUCAGGAGUCCCGAAACGUUGAGCAACGGGAAGCAGUAUGUCGUGCAGUCGCAUUCUGGAUCGAAAAGUUCCCAAUGCAUUUCGAUGCUCAACCGCAAGUUUGUGCUCAAGUCGUCCGACUGAAAACUAUUGCAGAGGAUGUGAAUGAGAGUAUUCGGAAUGGGUUGGACGUAAGCUCAUUGCCAUCGUUCGCUUGGCUUCGUGCUGUGUCUGUAAGAAAUCCGCUUGCUAAGCAGACAAGUGUUCGGGUCGGUUUUGAGACUCUUCCAACUCCAGGCACACCUCCACCAUUCCCGAUUGCUCAUAAAUUUUCACUAACUGCAUUCUCUUUGUCGUUUGUUCAAGCAUCGGCUAGUGACAUUUCCACGUCACUUUCUCACAUCGACUACCAUAACCGAACUAAAGCAAUAUGUGAAGACGGACAUUUGAGAUCGUGUCCAAUGCUGGAAAGAAGUAUUUCGGUUUUUAAUAAUCUUUCCAACUGGGUGCAAUGUAUGAUUCUGAACAAGACUACCCCAAAAGAACGAGCCGAGAUUCUUGUCAAGUUUGUCCACGUGGCAAAGCAUCUCCGGAAAAUCAACAAUUUCAAUACAUUGAUGUCGGUGGUCGGAGGAAUCACACAUUCUUCUGUGGCACGCUUAGCCAAGACUUAUGCGAUUCUGUCAAAUGAUAUUAAAAAGGAAUUGAACCAAAUGACGACUCUGCUAUCUGCCAAUCACAAUUUUAGUGAAUACCGAAAAGCUUUGGCAGCAUGCAACAAGAAAUUCAGGAUACCCAUUAUAGGUGUUCAUCUAAAAGAUCUCGUCGCAAUCAAUUGCUCAGGAGCCAACUUUGAAAAAACCAAAUGUAUCAGUAGUGAGAAAUUGGUGAAGCUCGCAAAAUUGCUGUCAAACUUUUUGGUUUUCAAUCAGAAGGAACAUAAUCUACCUGAGAUGAACAUGGAUCUUAUCAAUACGCUGAAGGUGUCACUGGAUAUCAGAUAUAGUGAUGAUGAUAUCUACGAGUUAUCAUUGAGAAGGGAACCAAAGACUUUCAUGAAUUUCGAGCCAUCGCGAGGAGUCGUUUUCGCUGAAUGGGCAUCUGGAGUUUCCGUGGCUCCUGACAAUGCGACCGUCUCAAAACACAUCAGCGCCAUGGUUGACGCCGUAUUCAAGCACUACGAUCACGAUCGAGACGGCUUCAUUUCUCAGGAAGAAUUCCAACUGAUUGCUGGAAAUUUUCCAUUUAUUGAUGCCUUCGUAAACAUUGACGUGGAUAUGGAUGGUCAGAUUUCUAAAGAUGAAUUGAAGACUUAUUUUAUGGCUGCUAACAAGAAUACGAAGGAUCUGAGAAGGGGAUUCAAACACAAUUUCCAUGAAACGACAUUCCUAACACCAACAACUUGUAAUCAUUGUAAUAAGCUACUAUGGGGAAUAUUGAGACAAGGAUUCAAAUGCAAGGAUUGCGGAUUGGCAGUUCACAACUGCUGUAAAUCGAAUGCAGUGGCUGAGUGUCGACGGAAAAGUAGUAGUAAUCUGACAAAAGCAGCUGAAUGGUUAUCAUCGCCACGUGGAAGUGUCAGAAGUAAACUAUUCAGUACUUGCAAAAGGUCUUCUCGUCCUCGUACAGUAUCUGCUGUUGCCACCUCACCAACCACUGAAACUGCAAAGCCAACAUGCUCCGCCCGUUUGAAUCCUACACCUACUCUCAAAGAUAUCCGUCCACAAUCGGAGAGCACAGAAUACUAUCACUCUGGCAGUACACCAGAUGAAGAAGUUGGUCUCGUCAGUUUGGCUUGUGAAGAAGUUUUCGAAGACGAUGAUCUUGCUGACAUCUCAUCUGCAUCAUAUCGUACCGCCUGA
Caenorhabditis briggsae is the source of this 2031-nucleotide messenger RNA. RefSeq names its product Protein CBR-RGEF-1 (gene Cbr-rgef-1). The record is from RefSeq and is a predicted model, not a curated record. The transcript has 12 exons. Gene Ontology annotation, cellular component: plasma membrane. Gene Ontology annotation, biological process: positive regulation of GTPase activity; Ras protein signal transduction. Gene Ontology annotation, molecular function: guanyl-nucleotide exchange factor activity; calcium ion binding. Bases 1 to 2031 code for a protein of 676 amino acids. NCBI's taxonomy places the organism in Eukaryota, Metazoa, Nematoda, Chromadorea, Rhabditida, Rhabditidae.